AUAUACUAAGAGCAGAUCCUCUUAGCGUUCUAUGCCUGCCAAAAUCGAAAAAAGUACAUAAAGAAAAAACAACAUUUCAACAAAAGCUGCACUAAAUAAUUUAUAUUAAGUUCACAUUAAAUUAAUUAAGUGGAAUAUAUAGCAAAGCCAAGUGUAUAUAGAAAACUUAAAAGAACAAAACCCACAAGCAGAACAACAAAAACGGCAACAAAAUGCGCUUCACUUACAAUCAGUAUAAAUAUUAUGAGUCCGGCUAUCGUAUUCCAUCCAAAAUGCACAAUCUAAGCCAUCAUCACGGAGGCAAUGGCAAUGGCAGUGUUGGCAAAAUCAACAGCAACAAUAGCAAUGGCAAUAGCCACGGCAGCAGCAGCCACCACUACAGCCAUCACAAUCAUCACAGCAACAACAGCAGCAACAACAGCAAUAAUAAUACAAACACAAAUCCAUAUCAGCAUCAUUACAAAAGCAACUUUGGCAUGCGUAUGACCAUGUCCACAAACUCAACGAUGAGUCCUCGCAUACAUCGCAAAGGCUUUCGCAUACCAUCGAAAAGACAGCCGGGCAAGGGACUGCCGGGCAAAUUGCACACCAUAGCCAGGACGGGACCGGGAAAGCUUGUGCCGGGGAAACGAAUACCACAGCGACCGCAUCCGCCGCCCUGCGACAAUUCCAAUGACAGUGGCUUGGGAUUCGACCAGCACAUGGAGCUGCGCAAUGGUACGGCAGCAGUUGCUGUCGACGCCAGGAGCAACAACGCCAGCAGCAGCAGCAGCAGCAGCUGCAGCAGCAGCAGCAGCAACAGCAGCAGUAGCAGCAGCGGCAUCUCCGGCAGCGGGCAGCACUCAAAUCUGAUAGUAAAUAGUGUAACUGCAGGUGCGGCAAGCAGCAACUCGUUGCAGCAGCAUCAUCAUCAGCAACAACAGCCGCAGCAGCAACAACAGCAGCAGCAACAGCAUCAGCAUCAACAACAGCAACAGCAUUCACCGCAGCAGCAUUUAAUACGAGCGAUACCUGUUUCAAGAUCGCGUCAUGCCAAGAAAAUGCUUAACUAUCUGGAUGAAAUCGAAGCGGACUCUUCGCCGACAUAUGUGGACGAUCUGGUAACGCCGCCUAGCAACGACGAGGACACGGGCUUCGGCACCGACAGCAAUCAGGCAACAGCGACAGCAGCAGCAGCAACAACAACAACAUCGGCAUCGACGCUCAGCUCAGAGCUGUUUGGUGGCAUCUUUAGCACAACGCUGCGCCACAAGACCGCCGAUGUGGUGCUCACUGUACAACAGCCAAAACCGCAGCAGGUGCAUCAGCAGCAUUACCAGCAGCAGCAGCAGCCGCAGCAGCAACAGCAGCAUCAGCAACAACAACAGCAACUGCCACAGCAGCAACACUUUCAGUAUCCAGGAUUACAUUUACAGCUCCAGCAGCAGCAGCAACAGCAGCAGCAGGAGAGCAGCAGCGGCACGGAAAAUAGCAGUGGUGCCAGUAGUGGGCGUGGUGGGAAGCACCUGAAGCGCCGCAAGCUCGAAUGCAAUCAGGUGGAGCUGGACAACGAUGAUGCAUGCAGCGAAGAUGAGUUUAUACGCAAAAUUGCCACAGUUGUGGCCGACAGUAGCCCGAGCCAUGAGCCCAACUCAGCACGGGAAACGUUGAGCUACGGCGGCAGCAAGGGCAGGAGCAACAGUGAGCCAAAAUUUAUUGGAACACGCGCCGUGACCCGCGUCGCCAACAAACGACAGCCCACAACGCCAUUGAACAGCAUCGCCAGCUCGAACGACAGUCAUGUCCAGCUGGAGAUUGUUUCGCAGCCGGAGCAACAGCAUCGCGCCCGCUACCAGACCGAGGGCAGCCGCGGCGCCGUCAAGGAUCGCAGCGGCAACGGCUUUCCCAUUGUCCGGCUAACGGGCUACGAUAAGGCGGCCGUGCUGCAGGUCUUCAUUGGCACGGACAUUGGACGCGUCGCGCCGCACAUGUUCUAUCAGGCGUGCAAGGUGGCUGGCAAGAAUUCGACGCAGUGCAACGAGAAGAAGGUCGAUGGCACCAUGGUCAUUGAGAUUGACUUCAAGCCCGAAACGGACAUGACCAUUACCUGCGAUUGCGUUGGCAUCCUAAAGGAACGCAAUGUCGAUGUAGAGCAUCGCUUCCCCGAGCACCUGGCACAGAAGAAUAAGAAAAAGUCAACACGCUGUCGCAUGGUCUUUCGCACGCAGCUAACACGCGACGAUGGCAGCACAGAAACGCUGCAAGUCUGCUCCAAUCCCAUCAUAUGCACUCAACCUCCGGGUGUGCCCGAGAUCUGUAAGAAGUCGCUUAACUCUUGCCCCGUCGUCGGUGGUCUGGAGCUAUUCAUAAUUGGCAAGAACUUUCUGAAGGACACACACGUCGUGUUCCAGGAGACCUACGACAGUGUCAAUGCCGAUGAUCCGUCAACUGAAAUAGUGGGACGCCAGCAGCUAAUCGCUGGCACGCCAGCGCUAUGGGAGCAAAGUGUGCUGCCCGACAAAGAGUAUUUGCAUCAGACGCAUUUGAUUUGCACAGUGCCGCCAUAUCAGCAUCAGAAUUUAGUAAAGCCGGUCAACGUUCAGGUGUCAAUUAUUUCGAGCGGCAAGAAGAGCGAGCCACACACCUUCACCUAUACGCCCAAGGGCAGCUAUACAACUUUAGCGGCGGCCAGCACGUUAAGUAGCACAAUGCAUAGCCAAGAUGUUGGCAGUUUCAUGGACACGAGCAACGCGUCGGCCGGCAGCAACGCCGCCGCCGCCGCCGCCGCCACCUGGGGCACCAGUGGCAGUAGCAAUGCAGUGGCAGCCGUUGUUGCCGCUGGUGCCAGCGGCGUCGUGGAGACAAAGCAUGAACUGGACCUGGGCAUGAUGCCACCACCGAUCACGACACAGAUACCAAUGGGAUUGCGACGAUCUUCGCUGUCGGGCGCCACGCCCAUGAUAACGGAUCAGCAGCUGGUGCAUCUGAGCGCCGAUGCGGCGCUCAAGAGCGAGCUGCUCGACGAAAGCAGCUCGCUGAGCCCACGCACAGCGGACGCGCUCCACUCGCCGGAGGCGCUCAAUCCGUGCAGCCCCAAUGCGCUGCAGUAUCAUGCGCACUAUGCGCGCGAGGGCAGCCUGGACACGAUCAUGUACGAUCAGUCCAAUAGUAUGCCCGGCUUUCCGGUGCCCGCCGCAGCCACUGUUGACCUUGAUCCAGCCGCGGUGGCCGUGGCCGUUGGGCUGGCCGUCAAGCACGAGAUUAUCCAGCAUGUGGUGCAGCAGCAGCAGCAGCAGCAGCAACAGCAACACCAGUCGCCGCAACAGCAGCAGCAGCAAAAUCAGCAGCAACAGCAACAGCUAGAGCAGCAGCUGGAGCAGCAGCUAGAGCAACAGCUGGAGCAGCAGCAGCAGCAACAGUCGGCGGCGGCGGCGGCCAACGUGCACAAGUUCAUUGAUGAUCUGACCAAAUCCACGUCUGUGGUCAAUAGCAACGGCACCAGUGAGCCGGCGCUCUUCACCAGUUCGGCGGACAUCGACCACGCCCUCACGGACAUACUGCAGCAGAAAGUGGGCGUGCUAACGCACACACACCAGCACACGCACACACACCAGCACUCCAAUGGACCGGCGACAGCUGCGCCGAGUGUGCUGAAGCGCAGCCUCUCCAUCAGCAGCAGCAAUUCGAAUUCGAGUUCGCUGUCGGGCAGCGAAUCAUCGCCGAAUAGCUCGCCGCUAACGCAGGACAUUAUACUGAAUUCGGAGCCGGCGGCAGCGCUGGGCGCCGGGCUGCCACUGCAGCAGUUGGCAACGGUGCCCGGCGCCGCUGCGGCUGCUGUGGCCAACGCCAGCGGUGCUCUGUCCACCGACAUCAUUAUGAAUCCGGCUGUAUCGCCAUCGACCAUACUCUGUUCGGCAAACGGCGCUGCCACAGCGGUGGUGGCCAACAUCUUAGCGCCCCACCAGGUGACCAUGGCCAAUUCGAUACUGAACAAUAUUGCGAUGCAGGCGGAGCCGACGCGUCAGGACGCCGCUGUCGCUGCCUUGGCCCUGAGCAACAUUAUGAUGAGUCCACCGAAUGCGGCCGCCGGUGUUAGUGUCGAUGUGGGCGAUACGCUGCCGCCAACGCCAGCCGUCAUGCAGCCAGAGGUGGCUGCCACGGCCACCUCGACGGCGGUCAGCAAUAUGAUCAUCAAGGCUGCAGCCGAUUUUAUAACCACACAGGAACAGGAACAGCAUCACUAUCAUCAGCAGCAGCACGCGCAUGCCCACUCGCAUACGCAUUCCCAUCCGCAUCCACAUUCGCAUCCGCAUCCACACACGCAUCCCCACCCCCAUCCCCAUCCGCAUCCCCAUCCCCAUCCGCAUCCCCAUCCCCAUCCGCAUCCACAGCAACAGCAGCAGUCAGCUAGUGCUGCUGCCAGUGGCGGUGAUCCGCUUGUCAAUCUGCUGUUAAACCACACGACGCCGGAAACCGUCGUCGUUGAGGCAGCAGCUGUGGCUGCUGCCGCCGCAGCCGGCUAUCCAACGCUGUCCGGUGUCCAUCUGCCGGUCGUGCCGCCCACACCACAAGAAUCUCUCAUUGUUGCGCUGGCCACUGAGAAUGCACUGCAAAAGUCUGUGGCCACCGCGGCCAUUACCACCAACGGAGCGGUGAUGACCCAGCAGGCAACGACGCCCAGCAGCACCGGCAGCAUUCUGCCAGCGGCCGUUGGCGCUGUCGCUGCAGCCGCCGCCGUCGCCGUGCAACCGCCCAUACCGCAGGAGCUGACAUCAAUGUCCGAUCAGGACCUAAUCAGUUACAUUAAUCCGAGCACCUUCGAUCAGCUUUAAACGGCAACAGAUCAACAAAUUAAACUAUUGGGUUAUUUUUAAACAAAUAAGGGGAAACCACACAGGCCUAAUCCUAAGCGUAAAAAUAGAAAGAAUUAAAACACACACACACACACACACACACAAUUACACUGUUUAAUGUGGACCAAAUGUUGUCAAAUUGGUUUCUUUGUUGCUUGACUGUUAGCAAAACUGAUUGCCAGCAAUGAGAAUGGGCGUUUAAAAUCGCCUCAAACACACACACACACACACACACGCACACACAUUUGUAUCGUUGUAAGCACACUUGUUAAGCUGUAGACCCUAUAGAUAUACUUCUAUUUUUUUUGUUCUCGUUAAAUCUAAAUUGAUUUUUUUUCAACAAAAGUCAAAUUAUCUCAAAAAUGAUAACGACUGCCAUAUAAAUACAUGAUUACAAAAGAAUAAAAAACAAAAACAAAAACAAGCAAUCGCU
Messenger RNA from Drosophila hydei, 5265 nucleotides. RefSeq names its product nuclear factor of activated T-cells 5 (gene NFAT). The transcript has 10 exons. The record is from RefSeq and is a predicted model, not a curated record. Gene Ontology annotation, biological process: regulation of transcription by RNA polymerase II. Gene Ontology annotation, cellular component: transcription regulator complex. Lineage: Eukaryota; Metazoa; Arthropoda; Insecta; Diptera; Drosophilidae. Bases 213 to 4811 code for a protein of 1532 amino acids. Gene Ontology annotation, molecular function: RNA polymerase II cis-regulatory region sequence-specific DNA binding; DNA-binding transcription factor activity, RNA polymerase II-specific; transcription factor binding.